Molecule: messenger RNA, 4409 nt
Organism: Podarcis raffonei (Aeolian wall lizard)
Lineage: Eukaryota; Metazoa; Chordata; Lepidosauria; Squamata; Lacertidae
Gene: SPATC1
Product: spermatogenesis and centriole associated 1
Exons: 5
Coding region: 237-4349 (1370 amino acids)
Source: RefSeq, a predicted model, not a curated record
UCCCCUCCCCCACAGGGCUCCUAAGAGCUCCAGCACACUCAGGGCUGCUUGCAUCACAAUCGCCGCCCGUGUCAUCCCUAGCGCCAGGCUACCUGGGCUGCCUGCUUGUCUCCCUGGCUAGCAGUGGCAAGGAGAGGGGAUCCUAUGGCAGCUUGAACACCUGGAUGGCACCCUGACACCCUUCUGGGGCACUCCCAGGCAGCUCACUAUCCCUGCACCAAGACAUCUUGCAGGGGAUGGCCAUCUUCGCUCGCUAUGACGACUUAAAAAAGGAGAUUGAUGCCCUCGUGGCAGAAAAUGACGAGCUGAAGCACCUCAUACAGAUGCUCAAGGAGAACCAAGAGCUCAAGUCUAUCCUACGGAACCAGUACAAUGAAACCAACUUGAUCCCCAAGUUCGAAUCUACCCGGAUUGAUUCCACAAAUCCAAUCCUCAACAACGCCUUCCAGGAAAGCCACAGCUGGGAGCAAGCCCGCUUCGCCCCCAACACCAACUUCAGGGUGACUGUACGCCGAAGGCUUCCAAGCGAUAACACUCCUUCAACCAUUUCUUCACCCAUUUCUCCGGGGGGUGGAACGAUGAUAAGAAGAUCCCCUCCUGGCCCACGGGUGUCCACGCCCCUCAACCUGACGGACAGAGCAGCAGGACUGCAGGUCGUCCGGUUUGCUCCUGACACCACGACAGCUAAUGCCGCUUUAUAUCCAGCCCAUCAGACUCUUGCCACGUCCUCCUCUCAAAGUCCCAAAGGCUAUUGCUAUGAGUGCUCCUCUCCGGUGCAUCCACACCAUCCACAGACUUCCUCCUCCCAAAGUCCCAAAGGCUAUUGCUAUGAGUGCUCCUCUCCGGUGCAUCCACACCAUCCACAGACCUCCGCAACAACUUCCUCUGACCCCAGUAACACAAAUCUUGAGGGUGGCACAGUGUACCCAGUGGGAGUCCCCCCACUCUGGUCCUUGCCCAGCUCCAUGUCCCCUGGGGUUGAUACAGUCGUCUUACCUCCAGGCCGCCCCAAAGUUGCCAGGACACAAACAGUAGACAUCACCACCCUCCAGCCCAGCUCUGGGGGCUCCUAUUCUCCAAAUGCCAACCAAACAAGAGAAAUUGAAUCAUAUUGGUCCUGGCCCAGCUCCAUGUCCCCUGGGGAUGAUACAGUCUUCUUACCUCCAGGUCGCCCCAAAGUUGCCAGGACACAAACAGUAGACAUCACCACUCUCCAGCCCAGCUCUGGGGGCUCCUAUUCUAUGAAUCCGAACCAAACAAGAGAAAUUGAAUCAUAUUGGCCCUGGCCCAGCUCCAUGCCCCCUGGGGAUUAUUCAGUCUUCCCUCCUCCAGGACGCCCCAAAGUUGCCAGGACACAAACAGUAGACAUCACCACUCUCCAGCCCAGCUCUGGGGUCUCCUUUUCUCCAAAUGCCAACCAAACAAGAGAACUUGAAUCAACUUGGUCCUGGCCCAGCUCCAUGUCCCCUGGGGAUGAUACAGUCUUCUUACCUCCAGGCCGCCCCAAAGUUGCCAGGACACAAACAGUAGACAUCACCACUCUCCAGCCCAGCUCUGGGGGCUCCUAUUCUACGAAUCCGAACCAAACAAGAGAAAUUGAAUCAUAUUGGUCCUGGCCCAGCUCCAUGUCCCCUGGGGAUGAUACAGUCUUCUUACCUCCAGGCCGCCCCAAAGUUGCCAGAACACAAACAGUAGACAUCACCACUCUCCAGCCAAGCUCUGGGGUCUCCUAUUCUCCAAAUGCCAACCAAACAAGAGAACUUGAAUCAUAUUGGUCCCUGCCCAGCUCCAUGUCCCCUGGGGUUGAUUUAGUCGUCUUACCUCCAGGCCGCCCCAAAGUUGCCAGGACACAAACAGUAGACAUCACCACUCUCCAGCCCAGCUCUGGGGGCUCCUAUUCUCCAAAUGCCAACCAAACAAGAGAAAUUGAAUCAUAUUGGUCCUUGCCCAGCUCCAUGUUCCCUGGGGAUGAUACAGUCUUCUUACCUCCAGGCCGCCCCAAAUUUGCCAGGACACAAACAGUAGACAUCACCACUCUCCAGCCCAGCUCUGGGGGCUCCUAUUCUCCAAAUGCCAACCAAACAAGAGAACUUGAAUCAACUUGGUCCUGGCCCAGCUCCAUGUCCCCUGGGGAUGAUACAGUCUUCUUACCUCCAGGCCGCCCCAAAUUUGCCAGGACACAAACAGUAGACAUCACCACUCUCCAGCCCAGCUCUGGGGGCUCCUAUUCUCCAAAUGCCAACCAAACAAGAGAACUUGAAUCAACUUGGUCCUGGCCCAGCUCCAUGUCCCCUGGGGAUGAUACAGUCUUCUUACCUCCAGGCCGCCCCAAAGUUGCCAGGACACAAACAGUAGACAUCACCACUCUCCAGCCCAGCUCUGGGGGCUCCUAUUCUACGAAUCCAAACCAAACAAGAGAAAUUGAAUCAUAUUGGCCCUGGCCCAGCUCCAUGCCCCCUGGGGAUUAUUCAGUCUUCCCUCCUCCAGGACGCCCCAAAGUUGCCAGGACACAAACAGUAGACAUCACCACUCUCCAGCCCAGCUCUAGGGUCUCCUUUUCUCCAAAUGCCAACCAAACAAGAGAACUUGAAUCAACCUGGUCUUGGCCCAGCUCAAUGUCCCCUGGGGAUGAUACCGUCUUUUUACCUCCAGGCCGCCCCAAAGUUGCCAGGACACAAACAGUAGACAUCACCACUCUCCAGCCCAGCUCUGGGGGCUCCUAUUCUACGAAUCCGAACCAAACAAGAGAAAUUGAAUCAUAUUGGCCCUGGCCCAGCUCCAUGUCCCCUGGGGAUUAUUCAAUCUUCCCUCCUCCAGGACGCCCCAAAGUUGCCAGGACACAAACAGUAGACAUCACCACUCUCCAGCCCAGCUCUGGGGUCUCCUUUUCUCCAAAUGCCAACCAAACAAGAGAACUUGAAUCAACUUGGUCUUGGCCCAGCUCCAUGUCCCCUGGGGAUGAUACAGUCUUCUUACCUCCAGGCCGCCCCAAAGUUGCCAGGACACAAACAGUAGACAUUACCACUCUGCAGCCCAGCCCUGGGGUCCCCAACUCUCAGGAUACCACCCAGAAUGCCUCCCUCAAUGUUACCCGGGAUGCUUCUCAAACUGCCUCUCCAAAUGCCUCACAGAAUGGUCCUGUCUCAGUGCUAAAUCUCUCUGGCCCUCUAAACAGUGCUGAUGUUGCUCAGCACUGGUGGGAGUCUCGGCCUUUCACCCCUCCAAGUGCAGCACUCAAUGCCUAUGUAUGCCAAGCAUGGCCUGCCAUGAGCAUGCCAGCACUGCAGCAGGCAUUGGCGCUGGGGCAAGCAAUGCAGCAGGCACAAAUCCUGACUCCACGGAAUGAGAAGCUAUUGGGAGGGGUAAAGGAACUAAGGCACACCCAAGCAAUGACACAGCGACAGGCAAUGGAGCGGGAGCAGAUGCAGCCUAGGGCGUGGGCGCAGGCACCCGUAGUGACCCAGGCACCAAGACUGACACAGCAGCAGGCAUUCGAGAGAGCACAGGCACAGCAAUGGGUGAAGACCUGGGCAGAGAUGGAGCAAACAGCACGACGACAGGAAAUGGAGCGGGCACACUGGGCCCAGGCCCAGGCCCAGGCCCGGGCCCAGGCCCAGGUAAUGACCCAAGCACAAGCCCAGGCACUUGCACAGCCUAUAAUCCUGAGAAGCCCUGCCCCUUUCAUACUGCAAUCCCCACUUGUUGGUAGGGAAGCCAUGCCACCCCCUUUCCAACUACCCUCUCCCGAAGCCAUGCCACCAACCCACCUUCCUGCUAAUCCACUCCAAGCCCCACAGAAAUAUCCCGAUGUGAAGCCAAAGGAGCGCAGAGCCUCCACUAAGCAAGAGACUGACAUGAAGACCAGCAGCGAUGCCAAAGGAAAAGAAACCAGCAAGCAAGAGCGCAUCGUGGGCGAAAUUGCAUUCCAACUGGACCGCAGGAUUCUCUCCAGCAUCUUUCCUGACCGCGCGCGCCUCUACGGUUUCACCGUCCGCAACAUCCCUGAGAAAGUCGCACAGAGUGGAGCUGACCCCUUCCUGCAGCUGACAACAGAGCAGGCUUCAACCAUCAUGGAGCGCUACAAUAACAUCAUGGACCGCCUGAAGCAGCUGGGCUAUGACCCAAGCGUCCACCCUACCCUGACGGAGCACAUUGUCAACACUUUUGGCAUCCUCCGGGAUCGGCCAGACAUGACAGGCGCAGAGGCAGCCGCCUACAAUGACAUAAAGUAUCUGCAGGAGGUGGUCAAGAAUGCCACCCCUCCAGACAUGUUCAACAACUGCAUGCUGCUCCUCAACUGCCUUCAUCAACUGUCUCAGGAUGACGGGAAGCCCUUGUUCAUAUGGUGAACCUCCCCCCCCCCCAGUGCACACUGUAUCACUGCAAACACAAUAAACCAUCUGAAAAUG